AUUGUAACUAAUCUGGCAUUCAAAUGCAACAUAACCUCAAUUGCGUAGGUGUUUUGUUUUUGUGUCCUCACAUUUUCUUGCAUUUUUCAUCCUUUUUAUCAAAUAUCCUUUCAAAAUGACCUCUAAAACUGCAUCAUCCAGCAAAGGAACCUUUCAGCCAGAUUCAGAUGUUCAUAUUACAUUUGAGGAUCAACAGAAGAUAAACAUCUUCGCGAAGCACAAUGCUAAGCUCGAGGAUCUCAAGGAAGAGUUGAAAGUUAAGCAGAACGAUCUGAAGAAUCUUGAGGAGGCAAGUGAUGAGAUAGAACUGUUCGAUGAAGAUGAACAAAUCCCAUUUUUAUUGGGUGAAGUCUUCAUCUCGCACAAUCUGCCCAAAACCCAGGAACUCCUCACGGAAGCCAAGGAGAAGAAGAAGAAAGAGAUCAAAGAGAUCGAGUCCAAGUGUAAAGAGUUGGGUGAUAUCAUUGGGGACUUAAAAUCUCAGCUAUAUGGCAGAUUUGGGAGUCACAUUUACUUGGAGAAUGACGAAGAUUGAGGCACUUGCGAAGGAUUCCGGAAGAGAAAUACAAUGUCAUCGGCUGAAUGGCUGAGGCAGAGUUCCUGGUGAGAUAGAUGCAUUGAGAGUGUCUGAAAAAUGAAUAAAUUAUUGGAGCUUACCUCAA
This is a messenger RNA of Phlebotomus papatasi, 662 nucleotides long. RefSeq names its product probable prefoldin subunit 4 (gene Pfdn4). Gene Ontology annotation, biological process: protein folding. Gene Ontology annotation, cellular component: cytoplasm; prefoldin complex. The coding region runs from base 116 to 535 and encodes 139 amino acids. The record is from RefSeq and is a predicted model, not a curated record. Lineage: Eukaryota; Metazoa; Arthropoda; Insecta; Diptera; Psychodidae. The transcript is spliced from 2 exons.